AUGUCAAGCAACCUUUGCGACAAAUGCAAAUUUCUAUACCUCGGCGCAGAAUCCCUGGGUCGAUACGGAUUCAAAAAACAAUUCGAAAACGGUGAAGUCCACCUACAAUUUCCAGCUGGGCAGCAGUCCGUUUCUAAUCAUUACGAGUGUCGCGAUAAUCUUCCCGACUUACCGCAGCUCGGAGAGUCGGCCGCAGCAGGAUGUCGGUUCUGUGCACUCCUCCGGGACUCCUUGCUAAGAGGCAUUCGCGAAAGUCGUCAUCACUGGGCUCUGAAGAAACACGACAAGGGAAGGUUUACAGUCAAGGUGGCGAAGCUUUCACUGCUGGCAGCAUAUAAAACCCUAGAGGAGAAGAGUAAAUCUGUCGCCAUAUGUGUGGAAUGGGAUGUUCUCUUACUAGGACGUGAUCGAUCUCCAAAUGACUUUACGGGACCAGAUGGUAGAGUUUAUUUCAAAUUUUGUGCACACUCUGAUGACCCCCUUGCACGCUAUUCGGGUAUUGCAUACCGGCAUCCAGGAGAAGAUGUUCUCUCAGCUAAAAAUGCCAAGGUCAUUCGAGAUCAGUUGAUGGAGUGCGAUAAGGAGCACAACCAUACCUCACCUCCGAUUCGCUUCGGGGAGUCCGAAUCCGACAGGCUGCCUUCACGGCUUAUAGAGAUCACUCAAAACAAGAAUGGAAGAAAGCUACGUCUCGUAGAGACAAAAGGUCUGGAUGAUCCGAGGCGCGCACCUGGUUCAAACUGUCGAGAGGGCACCGAAGGUAUCAAAUACGUUGCACUCAGCUACCGUUGGGGUCACGACGAUUUCCUCACCACAUCCCCUAGCAACCUAAAAGACCAUUUCCAGAAUAUACCACUACCAUCUUCCUCAGACGGCAACACAGUAGAAACCUUACCGCGGGGCUUCGUUGAUGUUGUUGACAUUUGCUGCGAGUUAAAUAUUUCCUAUCUGUGGAUUGACAGUCUCUGUAUCGUCCAAAAGGAAAAGAAGACCAUCGAUGAGACUUUGCUUAAGACCCAACAGGAAGAAUCCCGGCGUGAUUGGGCCACAGAGUCGGCCAAAAUGCACAGCAUAUACAUGUCAGCGUAUUUGACGAUUUUAUUGGUAGCCACGGGUACGCCCUCCAAAGUCCUGGAUUCCAUGCUCGAAAUUUCAUAUUCGAUCGAAAAUCACCCGGAAAUCCAAGGUUCGUUCUGGAUCGAACCUUUAUUUUAUACAGUCGAAUUGGACCAUCUUGUCUGGAACCCGUUCCUGGCUGCCAAGGAUGAGUUAGACUCAUCUGCAUGGAACACCCGAGGUUGGACUCUGCAGGAACGACUACUAUCGCCACGAAAACUCUACAUUGGAGUGACCGAUAUGCUCGGACUAGGCUUGUUGACCUGCCCCGCGCGGAUGGAUUACGGACACGACAUCGAGGACAUCAAACGGCCCCGACGUCACAAUUCCCUGGACAAGCUAGAAGUCGGAACUUCAGCAGUAGCAGCGACCGGAGUUCCUGGACAGACGUAUGGCAUAGAAAAAUUAUAUCAAGCUUGGUAUCGAAUCGUGGAGGAUUACACUUGUCGUGACUUGACCGUGUCAAGUGACAAGCUGCCCGCUCUUUCCGGCAUCGCACGCACGCAUUCCUUGGCCUUGGACGACCAGUACAUCGCCGGAAUAUUGGUUCAGGAUCUAGCCAUGGGACUUCUUUGGGCACCCCGUUACGCGAUGAACCCUGGCAGCGACCGGUAUUUUGGGGAAAGAAAACGCAAACCAUUGACCUGUUCCGAGCAAUACCGGGCGCCUUCAUGGUCAUACCCUGAAAUUGAGGUCCUCGGUCACGACUUGAUCCCAGAGUAUAACCACGACCACUACGGACAAUUAGCAAUCGAUCAGAAGAACGGAGGGUACGUGAAACUCGGAGCAAAGAUUAGAGCGGCCCAGAUGCAGCCACGUUAUGAGCCUCAGCCGGAUAUGGUUCACCCGAACUUCCCUGAACUAGAACGGCCCAAAUCCCCGGAGAGAGGAUUCCAACUGAGGGAGGUCCAAGUACCCAAUAAUGCUGAUGAAUCCAAAAGCGACACCAUCUUCCUCGAUCACUCAGAGAGUUAUCCCGACGCAGAAGAGGUAUUUUUAAUGAUUGUGGCGAGGGGCGGCCAGCCGUUAUAUUCCCAGCCCGGUCAGUACAAAUUGGGAAGCCGGUCUGCCGGGCUGGUGCUGCGCAACUGCCCGGAUCAGACGAGAAUGAAGCUGGAACGGAUUGGCUUUUACUCCCAUUUUUGGGAUAUGGGUCUUACUUCAAUCUUUGAUGAUUGUGAGCCGCAGGCUGUUUACCUGGUGUGA
Messenger RNA from Aspergillus sclerotioniger CBS 115572, 2322 nucleotides. RefSeq names its product HET-domain-containing protein. Lineage: Eukaryota; Fungi; Ascomycota; Eurotiomycetes; Eurotiales; Aspergillaceae. The record is from RefSeq and is a predicted model, not a curated record. The transcript has 4 exons. Bases 1 to 2322 code for a protein of 773 amino acids.